CCAAAUUGUCACUCUGUAAAAAUGGAGAGCACCGAUUCCUCCUCGGCAGCGGUGGCGGCGGCGGCGGCGGCGGCCACCUCGCAGCACCCACAACUCCCACCGGGGUUUCGCUUCCACCCCACUGACGAAGAGCUUGUCAUCCACUACCUCAAGCGAAAGGUGGCUUCCGCUCCCCUCCCUGUCACCAUAAUCACCGAAGUCGACCUUUACAAAUUCGAUCCAUGGGAGCUCCCCAGUAAGGCGACGUUUGGGGAGCAAGAGUGGUACUUCUUCAGUCCGAGGGACAGGAAGUAUCCGAACGGAGCGAGGCCGAACAGAGCCGCGACUUCAGGAUAUUGGAAAGCCACCGGAACAGAUAAGCCGAUAUUAACUGCAAACGGAAAUCAAAAGGUUGGUGUUAAGAAGGCUCUUGUUUUCUAUGGUGGAAAGCCUCCUAAAGGAAUCAAAACUAGCUGGAUUAUGCAUGAAUAUCGUCUAACCGACAGUUCUUCUCCGUCAAAGCCGCCGCCGGUUGCUGAAGGAAACAAGAAAGGUUCCUUAAGGCUUGAUGAUUGGGUUUUAUGCCGGAUUUACAAGAAAAGCAAUCCACAGAGAUCGGUGGAAAGGGAGAUGGAAGGGAUGCUCGCAACCGGACUAGUUCCGGUGACUUUUACCAAUCAGAAUCUAAAACCUCCGGUACCGAAAUCUUCACCUUAUGGUUCUUCAUUACUGGAAAACGAUGAGAACUUCUUCGAAGGGAUUCUUACAGACAGUUCCAUUUCUCAAAAGCCCAAUAUAUCCCCGAUCUCCACCGCCGCCAUCCUUUCCGUGAAACGCGCGCUGCCGCCGCCACAGUGCUGGAAUGAACCUGGCUCAAUCGGGUCACUGCUGCCGGAAAAGCGUUUCCACGGUGAUCUCAAUAGUAGCAGCACCGCUACUGCUGAUGAUAGCAACUCCUUCAUUACUCUACUCAAUCAGAUUCCCCAUACCGCAACGUUUCACCCCAAUACCCUGCUCGGAUCCCUCGGCGACGGCGGGAUUUUACGGCAGCAGUUUCAUCUUCCUGGCAUGAACUGGAACACGUAGUUUGAGGUUUUUGAGGUGACGGAAAAUAUUUGUGUAGCUAUAUAUUAAAGUCUUAACCAUCUUCAUGUGAGUAUAUGUUUAAGCAGAGAUAAACAAACAAGUUAUCAACACUAAAUAGUUUUUGACUUC
Messenger RNA from Rubroshorea leprosula, 1194 nucleotides. Lineage: Eukaryota; Viridiplantae; Streptophyta; Magnoliopsida; Malvales; Dipterocarpaceae. The record is from the annotation of a GenBank genome assembly.